ACCAGAUUCAAUACGGAGCCCUUGCCAAGAUUUGCAAGCCCUCGACCCGAAGACGUAUCGGAAUCUCCGCUGGCGACGAUGGCAGGAGAGUAUGACGUGGUGAUUGUUGGUGCCGGUUGGUUUGGCCUGGCUGCUGCCAAGGCCUAUGUCCAGCUUCAUCCGGAUUCCAAGAUUACAGUCUUGGAAUCUGCCGAGUCCUGUGGUGGAACAUGGUCCCAGAAUCGCCUCUACCCAGGCCUCAAGUCAAACAACAUGAUUGGAACCUAUGAAUAUCCGGAUUUUCCCAUGACGGAGGAAAAGUAUGGUGUCAAAUCUAACAAUCAUAUUCCAGGAGCCGUCUUGCACCGCUACCUUACCGACUUUGCCAAGCAUUUCAAUUUCUUCAACGCCAUUCAAUUCAACACACGUGUUGAGUUGGUAGAGCCUAAUGGUUCAAAUGGCUGGCGUCUGUCUGUUACUACGCCCAGCGGUCCUCAAUCCAUCGAGACCGCCAAACUGAUCCUUGCCACUGGACUCACGUCAACACCGAACAUUCCCGUGUAUAAGAACUCGGAGAAUUUCGGGGCUCCAUUGUUCCACGCUAAAGACUUCUGCCGAGAGGCUCCAAACGUGGGGAAAAUCAAGAACGCUGUAGUCGUUGGCGGCGCCAAGUCUGCGUUUGACGUCGCCUAUGCCUUGGUCCUAGACGGGGCUGAAGUUGAUUUGGUUAUUCGACCCAAUGGCCAAGGGCCUGUUUGGAUAGCGCCGCCUUUUGUCACGCCGUUCAAGAAGCGAUUGGAUCAGCUUCUCAAUGUUCGUUGGAUGACGUGGUUCAGUCCAUGUCCCUGGGGCGACGCAGGUGGCUAUUCCCGUGUGCGCCGCUUUCUCCAUGGAUCUGCCAUAGGCCGAUUCCUCGUCGAUACGUUUUGGAAGGUUCUUGCUGGAGAUGUCGUAUCUGCCAAUGCAUAUGAUUCCCAUCCUGAGCUAAAGAAGCUCAAACCGUGGAACUCGGCUUUCUGGAUUGGCAGCGGACUGAGCAUUUUAAACUACGACACAAGUCUCUUCGACCUGGUCAAACAGGGAAAGAUCAAGGUUCAUAUCGACAACAUCGACCGAUUAGAACCCAAGAAGGUCAUUCUCUCAUCUGGAGAAGCUCUGGAUGCCGAACUCCUCGUUCUGUCCACCGGUUGGAAGAAAGAAUCGACAAUCAAAUUUUCUGGUCUCGGCCCAGAAGGGCUCGGCCUUCCAUACACAGACUCGGAGAAAGCAGUCCUCAACCAAGAAGCAGACAAAAAGGUCCUGUCUCUAUUUCCCCGCCUCAAAAACCAGCCGAAGCUCCGUUUUGAGCCCAAGGACAUGGAUCCCUUGCGGUACUACCGUUUCAUGGUUCCGGCCUCCAUGGUUGGCUCCCGCAGCUUGGCAUUUGCAGGCAUGGUUUCCUCGGUUAGUACUUCGGUGGUUGCAACCAUCCAAGGGCAGUGGAUUUCUGCGUAUCUUGACGGAAAGCUGGAUCGUCUUCCAACUUCUAUGGGGGAGAUCACGGACGAAAUCAUGCUACAUACCCAGUGGGGCAAAUGGCGUUUUCCAUGUGGCUAUGGUGCCAGUCUCCCAGACUUUGUUUUCGAAGGUCUGGCAUAUUCCAAUUUAUUGAUGAGGGAUCUUGGGCUAGGCAUCAACCGUAAAGCAAGUUGGUUAUCUGAGUUAACCUCGCCGUAUUUGCCGAGAGACUUUGUUGGACUUGUUGAGGAGUGGAAAGACAUUCAUAAAAGUGAAUCAGCAGUCGAGCAGGAGGACGGUUUGAAGGAAUUAUAG
Messenger RNA from Ilyonectria robusta, 1791 nucleotides. RefSeq lists its product as uncharacterized. NCBI's taxonomy places the organism in Eukaryota, Fungi, Ascomycota, Sordariomycetes, Hypocreales, Nectriaceae. The transcript is spliced from 2 exons. The coding region runs from base 79 to 1791 and encodes 570 amino acids. The record is from RefSeq and is a predicted model, not a curated record.